Molecule: messenger RNA, 702 nt
Organism: Galeopterus variegatus (Sunda flying lemur)
Lineage: Eukaryota; Metazoa; Chordata; Mammalia; Dermoptera; Cynocephalidae
Product: L-gulonolactone oxidase-like
Molecular function (GO): oxidoreductase activity, acting on the CH-OH group of donors, oxygen as acceptor; FAD binding
Source: RefSeq, a predicted model, not a curated record
AUGGGACAGCGGGACAGCGGUCCACAGGUACAAGGAGUUAAGUUUGAAAACUGGGCGAGGACCUAUGGCUGCUGCCCAGAGAUGCACUGUCAGCCCACAUCCAUGGAGGGGAUCAGAGAGGUUCAUGCGUUGUCUCGGCUGGUGCUGGUUCUAGCCAGGCAGCAGAAUAAGCGAGCGAAGGCAGUGGGUAGUGACCACUCACCAGACAUCGCCAGCACUGAAGGCUUGAUGAUGCACACAGGCAAGAUGAACUGGGUCCUCCAGGUGGACAAGGAGAAGCAGGUUGCUGUGAAGGCCGGCAUCCUCCUGGCUGACCUGCACCCACAGCUGGACAAGCAUGGCCUGGCCCUGUCCAACCUGGGAGCAGUGUCAGAGGUGAUGGCAGUUGGUGUCACUGAAUCCAGAACACACAACAUGGGGAUCAGGCACAGCAUCCCGGCCACCCAGGUGAUAGCACUGACCCUGCUGACGGCCGACAGGGUCAUCCUGGAGUGCUCCAAGCCCAGCAAUGCAGAGGUGUUCCAGGCCAUGCAGGAGCACCUGGGCUGCUGGGGGGUCAUCCUCACUGUCACCUUGCAGUGCAUGCCCCAGUUCCACUUGCAGGAGACAUCCUUCCCCUCAAUCCUGAAAGAGCCUGCAUCUCUCCUCCUAGCAGCGACCGCCAUCCUCUCUGCCCCACAGAGUCCUCCUGCCCUGGACUAA